UAGAGUGAUGUUUCCAAGCUGUAAGGUAAGGUAUGAGGUUUACCCCUUCUACGGUAGUGUAUCCUCUGCACCACCGCCUACAUCCUCUGCACCACCGCUUCCGGCAAACUCUCCUGGUGGUCCUCCUUCUAGUUCCACUAAAGGCAAAGGGCGAAGCCUCCUACGAGCAGCUUUUCGGAUUGCUGUCCCACUAAUCAUUGUUGCAGUUAUGCUAUUUGUGAUGUCUUUUGUUUUCCUGAAAAGAAGAUUGAGGAAGAGAUAUCUAACAUUAAAUCGAGUAUAUUUGCUUAUUACAGGUGUAGAUGGAGUUGCUGAUAUCUUAACGGCCGAAUCCUUACAGUAUAGCUUAACUGAAAUUCAAAUUGUCACAAAUAACUUCUCUGUGGAUAACAAAAUUGGCGAAGGUGGAUUUGGCCGUGUAUACAAGGGUGUACUUGGUAAUGGACAAGAAGUAGCUGUUAAGAGGCUGUCAAGAAGCUCAGGGCAAGGUGCAGAAGAAUUUAAAAAUGAAAUUGUAGUAGUUGCAAAGCUUCAACAUAGAAAUCUAGUUCGACUGUUGGGAUUUUGCCUGGAAGGAGAAGAAAAGAUACUCAUCUAUGAAUUUGUUCCCAACAAAAGCCUUGACUACUUUCUCUUUGAUUCAGAAAAUAAACGAUCAUUGAAUUGGGCAAGACGUUACAAUAUCAUUGGAGGUAUAGCAAGAGGACUUCUUUAUCUGCAUGAGGAUUCUCGCCUUAGAAUUGUUCAUCGUGAUCUCAAAGCAGGCAAUAUAUUAUUGGAUGGAAAUAUGAGCCCAAAGAUAGCAGAUUUUGGCAUGGCAAGGAUUUGUGGAGUUGAUCAAUCUGAAGGAAAUACAAAUAGAAUUGCUGGGACAUUUGGUUACAUGGCUCCUGAAUACACAAGGAGGGGCCAGUUCUCGGUAAAGUCAGAUGUAUUCAGUUUUGGGGUUGUAAUUUUGGAAAUUAUCACCGGAAAAAAGAACAGCACCUUCUCCCAAUCUGAAGAUUCCGAAGACCUCGUAAGCUAUGUUUGGGAGCAUUGGAGACGUGGCGAAGCUUUAGCUCUUUUGGAUGCAAGCAUUGGAGAUUCUUAUGCCCAAAAUGAAGUCAUUCAAUGUGUCCAAGUUGGCUUACUGUGUGUUGAAGAAGAUGUCAGUAGAAGACCUAUAAUGGCUUCCGUGGUCUACAUGCUGAAUAGUAAUUCUGUUAUCCUGCCAACUCCACAUCGUCCAGCAUUCUUCCGGAGCAAUAGAUCAGAGAGCAGGGUGGAAGAGCUGGGAGUUAAUCAAUCUAAUAUCGAAAGAAUUUUAACUCAAAGUUCUGUAAAUGAGGCAUCAAUUACUGAACUAUAUCCUAGAUAAAGGAAAAAAACAAAGGCAGUACUAGAAGAAAACAUCAAGUGCAUCAUCAGUACCACAAUGUAUUUCUGGUAGCAUGACUCAUUUACCAGGAAGGUAUCUAAAGUUUCUCCACUAGUGUUGAAAAUUAGCUUCUUCACUCUGAUUGACUU
Messenger RNA from Coffea eugenioides, 1509 nucleotides. Its product is annotated as cysteine-rich receptor-like protein kinase 10. The transcript is spliced from 7 exons. Gene Ontology annotation, molecular function: protein kinase activity; ATP binding. Lineage: Eukaryota; Viridiplantae; Streptophyta; Magnoliopsida; Gentianales; Rubiaceae. The coding region runs from base 8 to 1360 and encodes 450 amino acids. The record is from RefSeq and is a predicted model, not a curated record. Gene Ontology annotation, biological process: protein phosphorylation.